Molecule: messenger RNA, 2183 nt
Organism: Cherax quadricarinatus
Lineage: Eukaryota; Metazoa; Arthropoda; Malacostraca; Decapoda; Parastacidae
Source: RefSeq, a predicted model, not a curated record
CAUUUUUAUUUUUUACUUUCAGCAUCAUGAUAAAUUUACAAUAUCUCCCUCCACCACCUGCAUGUGGACUUAUAACAGCAUAUGAAAAUGAUGGCCGUCUUCGUGCACUAGGCAGCAGGGAGGCGCUCGCCACUACUAGGAACUGGCUUGGUGGACAGUUUAUUGAAGUAAUGGUUGGGCAGGAGCCAGUUAGAACAGCACACAGUAAACAAGAGGCCCGGGAAGCCUUUUCAGCUCACACAGAGACUUCUUGGCAACGUGUUAUGUUUGCAUAUUAUGAGGAGGGCUGGGAGGCUUCCCUAGAGGAGAUGAUCAAGGGCAAAGAUGAAGGUAGUCUCUAUCAAGUGGCAUCCACUGUGGCUUCCUUUAUACUUAAAGUGUGUGGCUUCAUUGCUAGAGCACAGGCACUCCUACCAUCACCCAAGAAUACUGUGAGCUCUCCAAUAACUCCCCUUGCUGUGCGUGGAUCAGGUGGUAGUGUUGUGAGUGUAGCUUGGCAUCCCCACACCAACACCUUAGCUGCUGUCUUUUGUGACGACACCAUAAGAAUAUUUGCUGCUGGUCGAAGUAUCAGCCCUCUUCUGAAACAUCGCCUCCAGAAAUCCAUCAUGCACAUUGCUUGGAUGCCAUAUUCAGCCUCACUUUUGGCUGUAGGCUGUGAGUGUGGUAUACUGCUGUGGACACUAGACCCAGUGAAUGUUGUAACUCGCCCCUCUGGCUCCUGUGUCUCACUCCUGGCUUAUCCUAGUGCAACUCCAAUCAACUCCCUCACCUGGCAUCCCAAGGGCAAUUUGCUAGCAUGUGUUGGAGGCAGUAGCAGUCAGCUGAUUGUGUGGGAUGUGGGACGUGAGGUACCAGUCGUGGUCCACAGUGGGACGGGCGGCAGCAUCUCUCUGGUACUUUGGUCUCCAAAUAGUUCAAGACUUUUUGUUGCUUACUCCUCCAAGAUAAUGAGAGUAUUUGAAACGCGUGAUUGGACAUACGAGCAGUGGAGUUUGGAAUCUCCUGUUAAGUCUGCAGCUUGGUCAUGUUUAGGUCAUUUGCUGCUAUUUGUAACUCAAGAUGACCCAGUCCUGUACUACCUUGGAUUUAUUCCUGGUGAGGAUAUUGGUGGAACACAGGUGGCUGCCCAAGUUGCUGACCUCACUCAAACUCUGGUCACUGAUGAGGAUGGUGAGGAAAUUAGUGUGGGUGGAGCAGUGAGGCAGCUAGCAUGGGACCCACGCAGUGAACGGUUGGCCAUUGUGUUCCGUGAUACAGAGUGUGUGGUGCUCUUCCACACACACACUCAUCCUACACUGCAUCUUUCUCCAGGUGGAUUCAUAAGAGGUGAAGCUGGUCACAUUGCUGUCAGUGUGAGUUUUCAAGAGAACUUAUGCAGUGGCGCUGUGCUAUCCGUGGUGUGGAGCAGUGGCCAGGUACAGCAUCUUCCCAUGCGUUACUCUUCCCGAGAACCUCUCAACUCUUCUCUUGAUACCAGUCUCUUCAGUGCCUCUGUCCCUGUCCGAGUAGCGCAUAAUUCCUUGCUUAAUUCCAGCAUUCCUCGCAAUACCUCCAUGGGUUAUGCUGGUUCAUCAGUUAUGUCACCCCUUAUUGGUGGUCUGUUCACUUCACCCUGAUUUGGUUGUAAAUUUAAAGCUCAAGAUUUAGUGCCUGAUUUGAAUUACAUUAAUAUAGAUACAGGUUGAUAUUUCUAAAUAUUUUUAUAUUUCCAAAAUUAUUUAAAUUAUCUCUUUAGUUGUUUAUGUUCAUGACUUGAAAACUUUGACCUGCUUUUUUAUAUGAUGUGCCCUAUCACUGUCAGUCUUUUUCCUUCUUUUUCCUACCCCCUCUCAUUCAUCUGCUGUUUUGUAGAAAUAACCUGACCAUCUUAGCACAUGUUUUCAUAUACAUAUUUUAAAAUUAAAAUUUUUUCUUAUUAACACUUGUCAUUUCCCACCAAUGUUAAGGUGAUGCAAAGCAGGAAGUAUUCACUAUCACUCAUUUUCUUUCUUCUCACUAAAUAUCUCUCAUUCUUUCUUUUUCUCACUUUCUCUGUAUAAAUUGACAAGUCAUUCUUCCACCUUUCUCCUCCUCUGUCUCCUUUCUCUCUCUUGUCUCUUAUCCUCAUCCUCAUAAUCCUCAUCAUCCUCAUCCUCUUCCUCAUCAUCCUCCUCCUCAUCAUCAUCCAUCAUUAUCCAUCA